ACUAGAAAGGCUCUAUCAGAGCAGACACAAACACAGAGGGGCCUAAAGCCAGAGUUUGUUGUUAGUUUGACGGACAAGCAUGGAUUUAAUGGAAUUGUUUUUCAUCACUCUUGGUGCCGCAGUCAUUGUCUGCUACGGAGUGAGACUGCUGUACUUCAGUAGGAUGCUUUUUCCAAAAAUUUGUUUUCCACUGUCAAAGUAUUUUUUCACCUCCAUGGGAGAGUGGGCAGUGGUGACUGGUGCUUCAGAGGGAAUAGGAAGAGCAUAUGCGUUUGAGCUGGCUGAGCAAGGGAUGAACGUGGUCAUCAUGAGCAGAACCAAAGAAACAUUGGACCAGGUGGCCAAGGAAAUAGGUGCCACCACAGGGCAGAGGGUGAAAGUGAUAGUAACGGACUUAAUGAAGGACGUCUUCAGUGAAAUUGAAGAGCAGCUUCGGGGCCUCAACAUUGGGGUUUUAGUCAACAAUGUAGGCAUACUGCCCAGCGUCAUCCCCUGCAAAUUCCUUGAGUGUGCCGAGCUGGACCAGACAAUAACAAAGGUGAUAAACUGCAAUGUGAAAACUAUGGCCAAGAUGUGCAAAAUAAUCCUUCCAGGAAUGGAGAACAGGGGAAAAGGGGUGAUUGUGAAUAUUUCCUCAGGAGUUGCCUCCAUUCCAUUCCCCCUGUACACCCUGUAUGCUGCAUCUAAGGUGUUUGUGGAAAGAUUCUCUCAAGGUCUCCAGGCUGAAUACAAAGAUAAAGGGAUUCUUAUACAGGCGGUGGCUCCAUUUGGGGUCUCCACUCGAAUGGCAGAUUACCAAAAGACCAACAUAGUGACUCUGUCACCAGGAGACUUUGUAAAAAGCUCCUUGCAGUACCUCAGAGCUGGAGAUAAAACAUACGGCAGUGUCUGUCACAUAGUCCUGGGCUGGUUGCUGAAGUCUAUUCCUCUAAAAAUUCUGUAUGCGGACUCUAUACUACUCGGCCUACAAGACUACGUCAAGAAGAGAGCUUUAGAAAAGGGGAGAAAUAACCAGGAACCAAAUAUUUCACACUCUAAAUCAAAUUAAAUAAUUAUAGAACUGGUGUUCGGCAAGCCUGUGUUUUCUAUUUCUCAUUCAAAUAUAGUGGUGACUGUUUGAAGAACUUGUUAUUAUCAGGUGCCGUAGGACUAUUUGUUUGUAUAUUUGUUAGAUUAUGGGUAUCAAGCCACCCUCAGGGGCACCUUUAAUAAUUGUGUUAUUUUCCUCAGUUCUUGAUGUUUGCAGGGAUUGCUUUAUCUCUGCUUUAUUCCAAAUAUUCAGUGUGCAGUUACACCUGUACAAUCUAAUGCGAUCCAAUGCAAUGCUGUGCGGUCAUAAAUCUACUUUAAUGAUGCCAAUAAUGUUCCAUGUUUCAUAGAGGUGUUUAUUAAAUGAUAUGUUUCAACAUCAAGGUAAUAGUAGUGGUGGUGAGGUUUUACUGGACUCCAUUAUACUGAAAUGUGUAAUAUCUUGGUCCCCCCAUCAUGUAUUUCAAAAGGGAGCACAAAAUAUGGAAACACCUCUCACUAUUAUGUUGUCCAGUGCUACACCAUCUUUAUUAACUAAGACCUCAGCAAGACAUAGUUGGUUCCACACAUUUCCGAAAAUGUAAACAAAAGCUGAACACAAUGAGCUUCGUGACAGAGCUGUCUUAUUGUAUGCCCAGUUCCUCAUAUUCAUAAAUUUUGUAGAAGAAUAUAAGUGAAAUAAGUGACUUUUCAGCAAAACUGAAGGAACUGUCCUGUUCUAUUCACCACACACACACUAUGCUGUAAGAUGCACACACACACACACACACGCACACACACCUGUAACUAUCAUUAGCAUCCUCCUUUCCCCUCUGAGAUGGGGGAAGCAUUUGAUCAGAUGAGUAACUCACCAGACGACUUUGCUGUGGUGUCAGUCGCCAUUCUGAUAUCCACUAAACCAGUUGUGGGGCAGAAGAGGACUGAUGAGC
Molecule: messenger RNA, 1958 nt
Organism: Anarrhichthys ocellatus (wolf-eel)
Lineage: Eukaryota; Metazoa; Chordata; Actinopteri; Perciformes; Anarhichadidae
Gene: hsd17b3
Product: hydroxysteroid (17-beta) dehydrogenase 3
Exons: 11
Coding region: 80-1048 (322 amino acids)
Cellular component (GO): endoplasmic reticulum
Molecular function (GO): testosterone dehydrogenase (NADP+) activity
Source: RefSeq, a predicted model, not a curated record